GCUUAACUUCAAAACCCUACGACGUUUGCAGCUUCUCAUUCCCUCUCGCUUCCAUUACUGCUGAAGAGCUUCUUAUUCGUCUGUUAGUUCCGUCGUUAUGGCUCCAAAGCGGCUUCUAGAGGACCCGCCACCUGCUUCUUCCUCGGAAGAUGAGGAAGAAACAGAGGACGACGUUGCCGAAGAAGACGAAGAAAAUGGUGAUUCCGAAGGACUGGAAGACGAAGACGAAGACGAAAACAGCCAUCAGAAUAAGAAGCCCAAGUCUAAUAAUACCCCUGUCACCAAAUCUCUAAAAGGUACACAAGACCAAUCUGCGUCAGAUUCCGGCGACGAAGCUGGGUCGGAAACGGAGUCCGACGAUUCGCGGCCCUCGCCAUCUGCCUCCGCCUUCACCAUCAAGCCUAUUGCGUCCAAACCAAUGAAAGAUUCCGUACAGUCCCAGAAAAAUUCCGCUAACCGGAAGUUGACCAUGUCGCCAACUAAGACUGUCACCGGCGGCGUGAAGCGCUCCCGGGAAAGCGAUGAUGUUGAAAGGAAAGAGUCAAAGAAGAAUAAAGUAUCUAAUGGUCAGGAUGAAGAUUUGAAAAGGGGAUCAGGUGCUCAACGCCUUUGGAGUGGAGACGACGAGGUUGCGAUUUUGGAGGGCAUGAUCGAGUACCAAUCCGAGAAAGGGGCUGACCCGUGGGCUGAUAUGGAGGCUUUUUAUGGAUUCGUUAAGGAAAAUCUUCACGCCGAUGUGUCGAAGGACCAAUUAAAGAACAAAAUCAAGAGGUUGAAACAGAAAUACCAGAGCACUGCAGAAAAGGGUAAAAAUGGUGAAGCCCCUGUUCUUGGCAAGCCACAUGACUCCAGGCUUUUCGAUCUAUCGAAGAAAAUUUGGGGAGCUUCCGUGACAAAUGGGGUGGAUGAUAGUGCUAAGAAGAAGAGAAAGCCAACUCAGAGCGAACCCAAGACUUCUGCUUCAGCAUUACCGAAUGGUGAAAUUAAUGCUGAACUAGCAAGCCCUAAUUCGUCAUUCUUUGACGCGUUACUGGCAGAUGGGAUGUCGAUACCAGAGGGUGCUGCAAGUGUUAUGAAGGAAGCUCUGCCAUUGAUAGGGAGGGCGAGGACCAGGGAAUUGGAAAGCAAGUGGAGGAAGUUGCAGGAAGAUGAAUUCAAAUUGUACUUGAAGAAGGUCGAGUUGGUUCGCGACUCUGCUAAACUGAUGUUAGAAGCGAUGAAAUCAUCCAUGUCUUAGUGUUCUAGCCAUGAUAAGGCUGUGGAUGUUUUCGUCGGCUAGACGGUCAUGAGCUUUUUCCAACUUUCAAGUAAACUGGAUACAUCUCUCCCUCCGUUAUACGAAGCUUGAGGCAAGGCACACUGGUUAUGACUUGUUUGACUCACGAAUAUUACAGUAUUUCGGAUUUUAUGUUAUACUAAUAUUGAUAUUGAUUGAUAUUGAUGUUAAACUUCUAAAA
Neltuma alba is the source of this 1457-nucleotide messenger RNA. RefSeq names its product STOREKEEPER protein-like. The transcript is spliced from 2 exons. Gene Ontology annotation, biological process: regulation of DNA-templated transcription. Bases 98 to 1237 code for a protein of 379 amino acids. NCBI's taxonomy places the organism in Eukaryota, Viridiplantae, Streptophyta, Magnoliopsida, Fabales, Fabaceae. Gene Ontology annotation, cellular component: nucleus. The record is from RefSeq and is a predicted model, not a curated record.